AUGGCACCAGUGAUAGAAAGACCGUUAUUUCCUCAGGCGUUGGCCACAUCGUUUGCCACGCGGUUGCGCAACGAGAACACGUCAUUGUAUGUUGCGGCGGUGCCCUCGAGAAGCACCAAGAGGGCACACACUGCCAUCAACUACGCAGAGUUUGAUAGGGAUGACUUUUUGUUUGAAGAUGACGAAGACAAAGACGAUACAUACGAUUCCGACGAUGAUGGGAUCACCAGACGCGCAAACGCGAACCCCACCAUUGACCUAUCUAACUUUCAGGGUAAGGAAGCACCCAAAACGCGGCCAAUAGCCUUCUCAGAACAGGAGCUUCGCUACAAUGCGUCGUUGCCCGUGGUAAUGGUGCCGAUCAAGAUCAACUUGGAAUACAAUUCAGCUAAGAUUUCGGACGCGUUUAUGUGGAAUGCCAAUGAGUCGUUGAUCACUCCAGAGGCGUUUGCUGCAACUAUGUGUCAGGACCUAGAGCUUCCUCCUUCAUACCAGCAGCAAAUAGCUUCCUCUAUUGUUUCGCAGAUAGAGGAGUAUCAGGCUAUAGCUGCCACGCCUUUGCCCAAGGAGGGCGAUGGACUACACAUCAUUGUGCAUCUUUCGGUUAACCUUGACAAAGAUUUGUACGAGGACAAUCUCGAGUGGGAUUUGUUGAACGAAGACUUAACUCCAGAGGACUUUGCAUAUACCGUUGUUUCGGAAAUGGGACUUUCUUCCGAGUUCAGACCUGCCAUAGCACAGGCGCUCCACGAGAUGCUACUCAAGAUGAAACGCGAGUUUCUCGAAAAUCCCCAGCUGGCUCUGUGGCAACUACAAGACCUGCCUAAGCAGAAUAAGGUGUAUCAGACAUCUCCAGAGGUGCUUUCGGGCGAGAACUACGAGUGCCAGGGACUGAGAUUCGACAUCAAGGACCUUGGACGCGAAUGGUCGCCCACCAUCGAGACUUUAUCACAAUGGGAGAUUGAAAAGCGUGAGAUUGAACGUGAAAGAAACAUCCGCAGACUCAAGCGCGAGUCCAUGCGUGUUGGAGAGGAGUUCCCCGGAGGAAAGCGUCGGAUGUACAGGCGGAGAUACGACGAGCUGGAGGGCACAAUGAAGCCAUUGUGA
This is a messenger RNA of Kuraishia capsulata CBS 1993, 1107 nucleotides long. RefSeq lists its product as uncharacterized. Lineage: Eukaryota; Fungi; Ascomycota; Pichiomycetes; Pichiales; Pichiaceae. Gene Ontology annotation, cellular component: RSC-type complex; nuclear chromosome; nucleus. The record is from RefSeq and is a predicted model, not a curated record. Gene Ontology annotation, molecular function: transcription coregulator activity. The transcript has a single exon. Gene Ontology annotation, biological process: regulation of transcription by RNA polymerase II; chromatin remodeling. Bases 1 to 1107 code for a protein of 368 amino acids.